CCCACAGUUUACAUAUUGACCCAUAUCUCAGGACUGCCUAUAAAAACCUCUUCUACCCCUCCAACAGUGUGGAGCUGCCUUUGGAAGCCCCGGACCCCCAGCAUGAACAUCAUACUCCUCUCUACCAUCCUCGGAUUCCUUGCUUUAUCGCAGGCUGCCCCGUCUGAUCCCCCGAUUAGAUGGUGUUUGAAAUCAGACGCUGAGCUGCGGAAAUGCAGCGACCUCACCGCCAAAGCUCCAAAACUGGCAUGUGUAAAGAGGGACAGUUCUGAGGAAUGCAUCAAAGCAAUUAAGGAUGGUGAAGCGGAUGCCAUCACUCUGGAUGGAGGAGAUAUCUACCAAGCUGGCCUCAUCAACUACGACCUUCAUCCCAUCAUUGCAGAAGAUUAUGGUCAAGAUUCGGAUACCUGUUACUACGCCGUUGCCGUGGUGAAGAAGGGCACAGAGUUUAAGUUCAGUGAGCUGAAGGGUAAGAAGUCGUGCCACACUGGGCUGGGGAAAUCCGCGGGCUGGAACAUUCCCAUCGGCACGCUGCUCUCCAGGGGCAGGAUCGAGUGGACCGGCCCUGAGAGCAGUCCUGUGGAGGAGGCGGUGAUGAGCUACUUCUCUGCCAGCUGUGUCCCCGGCGCCCCUAAAGGCUCCAAACUGUGCCAACUGUGCAAAGGCGACUGCUCCCGCUCUCACAAAGAGCCCUACUACGAUUACGAUGGAGCUUUCCAGUGUCUGAAGGAUGGAGCUGGAGAGGUUGCUUUUGUGAAACACCUGACAGUCCCAGCUGUUGACAAGGCCAGCUACGAGCUGCUGUGUUUGGACGAUACGAGGAAAUCCAUCGAUAGCUAUAAAACCUGCCACCUGGCCCGAGUCCCCGCCCACGCUGUGGUCAGCCGCAAGGAUCCAGAUCUUGCCGCCCGCAUCUUUGAGCUUCUGAAGCCACUGCAGGAUGCUGGUCUGUUCUCCUCUGAGGGUUAUCCAGCCAAAAACCUGAUCUUUAAAGACUCGACCAAAAAGCUGGUGCAGCUGCCGGCGACCACCGACUCCUUCCUGUACCUGGGAGCUCAGUACAUGUCUACCAUCCGCUCUCUGAAAAAAGAGACGAGCACCGACAGCGCUUCCAGAGCUAUAAAGUGGUGCGCCGUGGGUCACGCCGAGACUCAGAAGUGCGACGCCUGGUCCAUCAACAGCAUGGACGACACCACCAGCAGCGUCAGGGUGGAGUGCCAGAACGGAAAGACUGUGGACGAGUGCCUCAGUAAAAUCAUGCGUAAAGAGGCUGAUGCUAUGGCUAUUGAUGGUGGACAGGUGUACUCCGCAGGUAGAUGUGGACUGGUACCAGCCAUGGUGGAGAAGUAUACCUCACAAUGUUGUGAAUCAGAUGUGUGCCCUGCAGGUGGUAAGUGCUGUAGGACCUCAUCAUCUACUCAACAUCUAGAGACCUGGAGAUGCAUGAUUAUAAUUGCUGUAAUCUUGUUGUAUCUUUCAGAGGACCCCUCCUACUACGCAGUGGCUGUAGUGCAUGCAGACUCUAAACUGACCUGGAGCACCCUGAGGGGUAAGAAGUCCUGCCACACCGGACUGGGCCGAACUGCCGGCUGGAACGUCCCGAUGGGUCUCCUGCACCAGGACACCGGAGAGUGUGACUUCUCGAAGUUCUUCAGUCAGAGCUGUGCUCCUGGUGCUGAUCCGAAGUCUAAACUGUGUGCUCUGUGUGUGGGCAGCGGGAAAGGUGUUGGGAGUGAGGAAGCCAAGUGUAAGGCCAGCACCGAGGAGCUCUACUACGGCUACAGUGGAGCCUUCCGCUGUCUGGUGGAGGGUGGAGGUGACGUGGCCUUCAUUAAGCACACGAUCGUAGAGGAGCACACCGGAGGAAAAGGCCCGGCGUGGGCGAAGAGUCUGAAGAAGAGUGAUUAUCGUCUGAUCUGCCCGAGCCACCCAGCAGAGAGUUUAGAGAUCUCCCAGUUCGCCAAGUGUCACCUGGCCAAGGUUCCAGCUCACGCUGUUGUAACUCGCCCAGAGUCACGCGCUGAAGUAGUGACCGUCCUCAAGGAGCAGCAGGCCAAGUUCGGCACUCUAACCCCCAACGCUCCGUUCAAGAUGUUCGAGUCGGCAGGAGGCAAGGACCUGCUCUUUAAAGACUCCACCAAAUGUCUGAAAGAGAUUUCAGAUACAAAGAGCUACAGGGAGUUCCUGGGCGCCGCCUACCUGAGCACCAUGGACACUCUGCGCCAGUGUGACAGCAGCAUGUCAGAUCUGGAGAAGGCCUGCACCUUCCACACCUGCCAGCAGAGCGUGUAGAGUCUGGAUCGCUUAACUAACACAGAAACACACCACCACUGCUCACCUGUCCCAGACUCACCUGUCCCAGACUCACCUGUCCCAGACUCACCUGUCCCAGACUCACCUGCCCCAGACUCACCUGUCCCAGACUCACCUGUCCCAGACUCACCUGUCCCACACUCACCUGUCCCACACUCACCUGCCACUCGCUGCUCUGACUCUACUGGAACUAUCUUGGUGUUACUGGUUUUCCAUUCUUUUUUUGCACAGUGCUGUUUGAAAUAAAAACAUAUAAAAAAUAUUAAAAA
Messenger RNA from Astyanax mexicanus (Mexican tetra), 2582 nucleotides. It is a transcript of the gene tfa, whose product is annotated as transferrin-a. Gene Ontology annotation, biological process: antibacterial humoral response; iron ion transport. The record is from RefSeq and is a predicted model, not a curated record. Gene Ontology annotation, cellular component: plasma membrane; recycling endosome; early endosome. The transcript has 17 exons. Lineage: Eukaryota; Metazoa; Chordata; Actinopteri; Characiformes; Acestrorhamphidae. The coding region runs from base 103 to 2292 and encodes 729 amino acids.